Hyaena hyaena (striped hyena) is the source of this 1003-nucleotide messenger RNA. It is a transcript of the gene IFI30, whose product is annotated as IFI30 lysosomal thiol reductase. The record is from RefSeq and is a predicted model, not a curated record. Lineage: Eukaryota; Metazoa; Chordata; Mammalia; Carnivora; Hyaenidae. Gene Ontology annotation, cellular component: lysosome. Gene Ontology annotation, molecular function: oxidoreductase activity, acting on a sulfur group of donors, disulfide as acceptor. Bases 46 to 795 code for a protein of 249 amino acids. The transcript is spliced from 7 exons.
CCCCGGCCGCCGCCGCUCUCGCCUCCGCACGCCUGCCCGGCUGUGAUGGCCUCGUCGCCGUUCCUGCUGCCGGCGGCGCCGCCGCUGCUGCUGCUGCUGCUGCUGCUGGGGGUCCCCGCGGAGGCGCGGGCGUCCUCGCUGGAGAUGUCCCCCGAGGGGGCGGCCGCCUGCCGGGCUGGGGUCCUGUGCCCACAGGAGCCCCUCAAGAAGUCACAAUCACCGCCUGUCAACGUGAGCCUCUACUACGAGGCACUGUGCCCCGGCUGCCGGGCCUUCCUGAUCCGAGAUCUUUUCCCGACCUGGCUGAUGGUCCUGGAGAUCCUCAAUGUCACACUGGUGCCCUAUGGAAAUGCCCAGGAACAAAAUGUCAGCGGCAGGUGGGAGUUCAAGUGCCAGCACGGUGAGCAGGAAUGCAGGCUUAACAAGGUGGAGGCCUGCUUGUGGGACCAGCUGGACAGGGAUGUGGCCUUCCUGACCAUCGUCUGCUUGGAGGAAAUGGAUGACAUGGAGAAAAAUCUGAAGCCGUGCCUGCAGAUCUAUGCUCCUGACGUGUCCCCUGACACCAUCAUGGAGUGCGCCCUGGGAGACCGUGGCACAGAGCUCUUGCACAUUAACGCCCAGCUUACGGAUGCCCUGCAGCCGCCCCACGAGUAUGUGCCCUGGGUCGUCGUCAACGGGAAACCCCUGAAAGAUAUGAGUCAGCUCCUAAGCCUCGUGUGCCACCUGUAUCAGGGUGAGAAGCCAGACGUCUGCCAGCCCUUGGCCAGCUCCCACAGGGAAGUCUGCUUCAAGUGACACCGGGUGGCCCGGAAGGGAGCUGCUGGAGGAAGAGCCGCCCCGGUUUUUUCCGAUCCCUGACUCUCAGCAGCGGCUGUUCCUCACCCAGGGAAAUGUCCACACAUUCCGUGAAGCCCAGUUUCAGAAUCCUGUCCCAAGAUCAAGACUCUGACAAUGGUGCUACUGUGAAACCACCUUAAUAAACACUUCUGGAUGUUGUGAUUCA